AUGAAUUUUCUGAGAGUGGACUGUGAGCGAGCCGGGCCAGCGCUCCAGCGGGUCCGCCAGGUGGUCACACCGCGCUCUGCUGCGGCGGGUGUCCCGCUCGCCGGUCCCGCCACGCUGUCUCUAGACUUUUUGGAUGAUGUGCGGCGGAUGAACAAGAGGCAGCUGUAUUAUCAAGUCCUAAAUUUUGUCUCCUCGGCACUAACGAUCUGGAAGGGGUUAAUGGUAAUAACUGGAAGUGAAAGUCCAGUUGUGGUGCUGAGUGGCAGCACGGAACCUGCAUUUCAUAGAGGAAAUCUUCUCUUUUUAACAAAUCCAGUUGAAGAUCCCAUAGGAGUGGGAGAAAUUGUCAUUUUUAGAAUAGAAGGAAGAGAAAUUCCUAUAGUUCACCGAGUCCUGAAGAUUCAUGAAAAAGGUUUUGCUCCUUAUAUUGGAAUUGUGACGAUCCUCAUGAAUGACUAUCCUAAAUUUAAGUAUGCAAUAUUUUUUUUGCUGGGUUUAUUCGUGCUGGUUCAUCGUAAGAAGCCUACCUUGCUGUUCCUGGAAAGAUGCCGCACUUUUUGUUACUGACCGUUCAGAGUAGCUGUUGGUCUGUGAUUGGUGGAACGGAGAACGCACAUGUUGGCGCUUCUCGUAGCCCUGGUUUACCUUAGUUUGUUUCCACGCCAGAAUCUGGGCGGGUGCAUGUGCACUCGAGUGCACUCGAGGGGACUUUUAAUCACAGAAUCUCAUAUGUUGU
Messenger RNA from Sciurus carolinensis (gray squirrel), 736 nucleotides. Its product is annotated as signal peptidase complex catalytic subunit SEC11A-like. The transcript is spliced from 3 exons. The record is from RefSeq and is a predicted model, not a curated record. NCBI's taxonomy places the organism in Eukaryota, Metazoa, Chordata, Mammalia, Rodentia, Sciuridae. Gene Ontology annotation, molecular function: serine-type endopeptidase activity. Bases 1 to 567 code for a protein of 188 amino acids. Gene Ontology annotation, cellular component: membrane; signal peptidase complex.